AUGUCACCUUUGCCAAUUAUUGCCUGUGGCGGCAGCGACCCACAGAUUUUCAACGCUGUUAAACCUCUUUACUUACCUGACUACGAAAUUAUACAUAAUGUCACCAGCAGCGCCUCCGGAGCAGUCGAAAUACCCUUCAUGCUGCGCGGGCAGGCUCCUCCCACUGCUGAAGAGCCCAACCGUGGCACCUUGAACUAUUCCAGGCCACCCAUCGCUGUUUUUGCAGGGGGGUUAUACGGCGACGAGGAGAUAGACGAGAUGCGCCAGGCAUGUCUCGGGCUCAGUUCUGUGCCUUGGCUGAAGAUGGAUAGGAGUGUGCCUAAGCCGCCGUUGGGGCCGGGGUAUGCGGAGCAUGUCGUGGAUAGGGUCAAGACAUGCCUGAAGAAGAUCGAGGCAGAAGGGAAGAUGGAACAAGAUGGCGUAUGGCUUUACUGA
This is a messenger RNA of Penicillium concentricum, 435 nucleotides long. RefSeq lists its product as uncharacterized. NCBI's taxonomy places the organism in Eukaryota, Fungi, Ascomycota, Eurotiomycetes, Eurotiales, Aspergillaceae. The record is from RefSeq and is a predicted model, not a curated record. The transcript is spliced from 2 exons. Bases 1 to 435 code for a protein of 144 amino acids.